Penaeus monodon (black tiger shrimp) is the source of this 551-nucleotide messenger RNA. Its product is annotated as endocuticle structural glycoprotein ABD-4-like. Gene Ontology annotation, cellular component: chitin-based extracellular matrix. The record is from RefSeq and is a predicted model, not a curated record. The transcript is spliced from 3 exons. Lineage: Eukaryota; Metazoa; Arthropoda; Malacostraca; Decapoda; Penaeidae. The coding region runs from base 17 to 490 and encodes 157 amino acids. Gene Ontology annotation, molecular function: structural constituent of chitin-based larval cuticle.
GUUCCAUUCACUCACCAUGAAGCUUAUCGUUAUUGCCUGCUUGGCCGCCGUGGCCGUCGCCGCCCCUCAGUACAGCUAUGGUGCUCCUCGUGCUGCGUCCAGUGAGGAAGUCGAGUUCGUGCCAAUCCUCAAGGACGACCGCGUCCAUGAGGAAGAUGGAACUUACAACUUCGACUUCGAAGCUGCCAACGGCAUCCGCGUCUCCCAGGCUGGAUCCCCCGACGGUGAUGAGGACGCUGUGAUCAAGGCCGGAGAGUAUUCCUACACUGCUCCUGACGGCUCUGAAAUCCAUGUCCGCUUCGUGGCUGACGAGAACGGCUUCCAGCCUCAGGGCGCCCACCUGCCCGUGGCUCCCGCGUUCCCUCACCCAAUCCCUCAGUUCGUGCUCGACCAGAUCGCAAAGGCCGCCGAGGAGGACGCCGCCCGUGCUCGGGGUGAUGACUCCGAUGAAGUCUCCGCCCCUUCAGGCUUCUAUGGUCGCCCCAACUAAACGCUCUUAUUCGAACGAUGUAUUUGACCUAUUUAUUUAUGAUAUACACCUUAUCAUAAUA